Molecule: messenger RNA, 3318 nt
Organism: Symbiodinium necroappetens
Lineage: Eukaryota; Dinophyceae; Suessiales; Symbiodiniaceae
Source: the annotation of a GenBank genome assembly
AUGAAGCGGAAGACGGGUGAACUAGCGGCAGAAUGGGAACCUGAACAGGGUACCUGGCACGGCUGGAACGGUUCGCAAGCAGACUGGGAGAGGGAGUACCGGAAGCGGCUAUCGCAAGCCAGGAAUGCUGGAGAGGUGUGGACGAUCUGGCAGGAAGCCAGCCAGCAAAUCACCAUGAACGAAAUCCACCUGACUACUGCCCUGAAAGGCUGCCAGGGUGAUCCCAAAAUAGCCAUGCGAAUCUUCCGGAAGGCGACCGACGCCGGUGUAGCAGUCAACGCUGUUCACUUUGCCUGUGUUCUCAAGGUACCGGGCACCCCGACUAAGAAGCUCCUGUCUCGGAUGAAGGAGCACUCUGUGGAAGGAAACCGCUUCACGUGGAAUGCAGCCUUGACGGGCUGUGCUGCUCAGGAUGCUUGGCGCCUCUUCGAGCAGAUCGAUCGUCCGGACCGCUACGCCAUUGCCAGCUUGCUGAAGAAAUGCACCCCAGAAGAGGUCCCGAAGGCCCUGAAGAUCGCCAAAAAGCAUGGCAUUCAGCCUGAUCGUGCGAUCCUCAACUCGGCGGCCACGGCGUCUCCCGGUUCCUUCCUGAAGAUCUUGAAGCAGAUCCCCUUGAAGCCCGACCUGCAGUUCUUCAACAUCGUCCUCAACAGAGCCGUAGACUUCGACUUGCCGGACGUAGCACGGAAAGCCUUCGUAGAGCUGAAAGCCCAAGGCCUACGACCCGACUCUUUCUCGCUGAAUCGCUUCCUGGCGGCGCUACUGCGGCAGGGCCCAAGUGAGGGCAGCGAGGCAAGGUCUGUGCUGGAGACUCAUCGCAAGUUGAUCGAUAAGCAUACCUGGACGAUAUUGGGGAAAUCCCUCGUUGAGUCUGGCAGGGCCAAUGAAGCACUCCAGAUAUACAGGCAAGAGCGGAGGACUUUUGGAAGACUGAAACCGGACGUCGCAUUCUUCAAUGUGUAUUUGGGUGCUUGUGCCAAAGCAGCCGCAAUGGAUCUGGCCCAGGAGAUCUGGGGUGAUCUGUCCAGAUUCGCAAAAGCGGACCUGGUGUCGCACCACUGCAUGAUUCAGGUCUAUGCUGCCGUGGGACAGCUGGACUCGGCAGAGGAGGAGCUCGAACGAAUGGAGGCAAACGGUAUUGAAGCCACCGCAAGAACCUACAACAGCUUAAUCGAUGCUGCAAGCAAAGCCGCAGAUUUCAAGCGCGCAAGGCGACUCCUCCAAGCCAUGCAGGAGAGGGAACUUGAAGCCGACGUCUUCACCUUUAACAUCCUCAUCAACAGUGCUGCCAACAUGGGCCGGUGCAAGCGGGCGGAUUCCUACUUCCGGAAGAUGCAAGAGCUGGGAAUCUCGCCAGAUGCCGUGACGGCGGUGAGCCUUUUGAAUGCCUAUUCCCACGGCGGGGAGGCCGAGAAAGCUCUUGCCUUCUUCGAGAAGCUGCCGAGUUUCGGCUUGGAGCCGACGACAAGCUGCAUCAAUGCCUUAGUGGACUGCUUGAGCCGGAGCGGGCUCUUCGACGCGGCCUGGGAGCGCGUCGAGGCUGCGGAGGCGAAGGGACUGGCGGACACGGUGACCUACAUGGCCUUCUUGGGGGCCUGCCGGAACCUGAAGUCCAAGCUGCACGCCAAGGAGGCCUUCGCCAGGUUGAAGGAGGUAGCAGACAAGCCCGCCUUGGCUAGCGCCUACGUUCUCCUGUCGGAGCUCUACGAGAGUUUGGGGAAGCACGGGAAGGCUCAGAAGCUGGAGGCGGAGCGCGUGGCCUCUGGCUUGGUGAAGCAGCGAGGCGAGUCCUACCUGCACCUCGAAGAGGGCGAAGAGAGCGGCUUGACAGUGAGGACCUUCACCGCCGGCCCCGUUUCGGCUUCCGAGGAGGCUACGAGGGCGGAGGGCGCGGAGGUGGAUUCCGAGCUUUGCACUGCUUUGGCGGCUCUGACGAGGCGGCUGCGUGCUGCGGGGCAUGAGCCGGACUUGGCCUCGGCCUCAGCCCGGCACGAGAGCGCCAAGGAGAAGGCCUUGUCCUUGGAAUCCCACUCGGAGAAGAAGGCUCUGGCCCUGGCUCUGCAUCGGCGGAAGUCCCUCUGCUCUGCCAUCAGCAUCACCAAGAACCUUCGGGUCUGCAACGACUGUCACGGUGCGAUGAUGGUGGCCUCCAGGGCCUACAGCUGUGAGAUCCAUCUUCGAGAUCGAUCGCGCUGGCACAUCUUUAAAGACGGAAUGGACCCUGGCAACUCGCAGAUGGGGCCACGACUUGAGCAGAGACGUGAGACGAUUCGACCUGGCGAUGCUUUGAUGGCAUCGCAGCGCUCGCCAGGCUCGCCAGAGCUCAUCCCUGCUGCACUUGCUCGGCUUCCCUCUGUGGAGCCUCGUGGGCAAAGGCACAGGUUCGUGGAUGUUUGCCAUGCGCUGUGCGCUGAGCUGUCAGUGAGGCCUGGUCCUGAAGCUCCACGACGGGCGUGCCUCUUCUGGCAGCCUGGGAUCGCAGGCUUUCUAGCCGCCGACGUGGAUGCCAUGAAGACGGCGAUGAUGCGGGCAGCAGAGGACGGCCGUUUGGAUGAUGUGAAAGACUUCGUCGAGCGGGGUGAGGACGUCAAUGCCAAGAGCAAAGCCGGCUACACGGCGAUGAUGUGGGCAGCGAGCAAUGGCCAUCUGGAGGUGGUGAAAUACCUCGCGGAGCAGGGCGCCGACGUGGAUGCCAAGGACGAUGACGGCUGGACGGCGAUGAUGUGGGCAGCGGGCAAUGGCCAUCUGGAGGUGGUGAAAUACCUCGCGGAGCAGGGCGCCGACGUGGAUGCCAAGGACGAUGACGGCUGGACGGCGAUGAUGCUGGCAGCGAGCCGGGGCCAGCUGGAGGUGGUGAAAUACCUCGCGGAGGAGCGGGGCGCCGACGUGGAUGCCAAGGACGAUGGCGGCAACACGGCGAUGAUGUUUGCCGCGAGCCGGGGCCAGCUGGAGGUGGUGAAAUACCUCGCGGAGCGGGGCGCCAGCGUGGAUGCCAGGGCCAAGUACGGCGCCACGGCGAUGAUCUGGGCAGCAAGCUUGGGCCAGCUGGAGGUGGUGAAAUACUUCGUGGAGGAGCAGGGCGCCGACGUGAAUUACAAGACCAAACACGGCUCCACGGUGAUGUUCCAGGCAGGAGAGUACGGCCACUUGCGCGUGGUGAAGUACCUCACGGAGCAGGGCGCCGACGUCUGGGCCGUGGACGAAUUGGGUGUGCCCUUGUGGAGAAAGAUCAAGGACAAGGAUGUGGUGCAGUGGUGGCGACAGCAGGUGACCACGUGGAAGCUUUGCCAGAGGGUUGCAGGGAACAAGAAGACCUAA